AUGCUUUCUAGGUCAUGGAGUAUAACCGCAGUUGCGCUUGUUACCAUCGUUUUCUUACUUGAUUUUGGUGUUGCAGAAUUACCUCCAAACUAUACCUUCAUGCAUGAAGCAACAGAAGCUCCUAGGGUUUCAUUCUACGACUACAUCGUUAUCGGAGGAGGUACAACCGGAAUCCCAUUGGCCGCCACCCUAUCGGCUAACGCCUCCGUUCUAUUACUUGAACGUGGUGGCUCACCUUAUGGAAAUCCCAGUAUCACCAAUGUAGCCAACUUUGGUACCUAUUUCUUUGAUACAUCAUCGAGCUCUCCCUCUCAACAGUUUAUUACGGAGGGUGUUGUGAAUGCACGCUCUCGUAUCUUGGGUGGUGGUACUUCGAUAAAUGCGGGAUUCUACUCUCGUGGUGAAGAACAAUUUAAUAUCGAGGCUAGAUUAACCGAUGAAACUUUGAUCGAAGAUUCUUACCAAUGGAUAGAAAAAGUAAUGGUUUUUGAGCCAUUUCUAGGCGGGUGGCAGACUGCACUCCGAGCAGCAUUGGUGGAAGUCGGGGUCACACCGGACAACGGUUAUAGCUAUGAUCAUGUUAUUGGUACUAAAACUGGUGGUAGUAUCUUUGAUGCAAAUGGAACGAGGCAUACGGCUGCAGAUUUGUUGCAGUAUGCAAACCCAGAGGGGGUGUCUGUUCUUCUACACGCAGUUGUUCACAAAAUCUUAUUUAAGACCAAAGCGGGAGGAACAACGCCAUUGGCUUAUGGAGUUGCGUUUGAAGAUUCGUUUGGGAAUAUGCACAAGGCAUUCCUAAAAGGUGGAGAGAACGAUGAAAUCAUAGUGUCUGCUGGAGCUCUCGGUAGCCCACAAAUUUUGAUAUUGAGUGGUAUAGGUCCAAAAGAGCAACUCGAUGGCCAAAAUAUCAAGAGUGUGCUUCAGCAACCUUUAGUUGGCAAAAAUAUGUCAGAUAACCCGCGAAACGGAAUUUUCAUCCCUUCUCCCAUUGCCGUUGAGCAAUCGAUAGUCCAAGUUGUUGGUAUUACCGAGUUCGGUAGCUACAUUGAAGAAUCUGGUGGCAUUAAUCUUGUCUUUGCAAAUAUUGAAGACUAUCAGGGGUAUGACUAUCAGUUGGGCGGAUUCGUACUUGAGAAAAUUAACGGCCCGAUAUCUACGGGUGAACUAAAGAUUGAAAACCGUAAUCCAUUCGACAACCCAUCUGUAACAUUCAACUACUUCAAAGAACCCGAAGACUUGCAGAAAUGUGUUAAAGGACUUGAAACCAUUCUAGCAGUUAUUGAAACAGAAGCAUUCUCGAACUAUACGUAUGCCAAUAUGACUGCCCAAGAGAUUCUUGAUCUUAACAUGAAACUACCAUAUAACCAGAUUGUUCAUGCUAAUACAAGUUCCUCUUUGGAAGAAUAUUGCAAGGCGACUGUAGGGACUAUGUGGCACUAUCAUGGUGGGUGUCAAAUCGGGCAAGUCGUUGAUGAUGAAUAUAAGGUUAUUGGUGUCGAUGGUCUUCGAGUCCUGGAUGCAUCGACUUUACUCAACUGUCCAGGAACUAAUCCACAAGCAAGCCUCAUGAUGCUCGGAAGGUACAUGGGAGUUAAGAUGCUUGCACAAAGGCUCGCGGUCACGAAGUCGUAUGCGGAUAUUUGAUCGAUGCCAUCGUAUUUGUUUAAUUUUCCCUAAGAA
Messenger RNA from Cynara cardunculus var. scolymus (artichoke), 1680 nucleotides. RefSeq names its product protein HOTHEAD-like. Bases 1 to 1644 code for a protein of 547 amino acids. The transcript is spliced from 4 exons. NCBI's taxonomy places the organism in Eukaryota, Viridiplantae, Streptophyta, Magnoliopsida, Asterales, Asteraceae. The record is from RefSeq and is a predicted model, not a curated record. Gene Ontology annotation, molecular function: flavin adenine dinucleotide binding; oxidoreductase activity, acting on CH-OH group of donors.